AUAAUUUUACUAUUUAGGCAAUAUGUGAAACCAUGUGCUUUUUGAUAGAUUUGUUUACAUUAGCGCUUUGAUCAAUGGCUUACCAACCGUUUAUGUUUGAGCCCGAACGUUCCGAACAUGAUAGUGAGUCGGACUUCGACAUAGGAUUAUCUUCAGGCGAUGAAUUGGAAGAAAAUGUCGAAAAUAUUGCGCGAUUGGGAAACCGAGAUUGGUGUUUGUGUGGCAACUGCAGACCAAUGGACACGGUAAAAGAAAGUAUCUGUUGUUUAGAAGUAGACCAAAUCGGCGACAAAAUGCAAACCACCAACUUGCAGUGCAUUCUAGAACAUUAUGAUUUCCCGAUUAUAUGUUUGUAUCCAGAAGUGCUCAGGACAGCCCUCGUAGCCAGAGCCAACAUACGACGCGAUGACUACACAGAACCAGUACCAAAUAGGCUGUGGCGAGAUCGUCAGGAUUUUCUCAGUGUAGCAUUUUUAUGUUGGUGAAGUUGUCACACGUUACUACGCAACUAUUUGUCAUAAGUGCACACUUUGAUGUUCAAUUUGGUAUAAUAAAUAUAUGAACAAGA
This is a messenger RNA of Gigantopelta aegis, 568 nucleotides long. RefSeq lists its product as uncharacterized. Lineage: Eukaryota; Metazoa; Mollusca; Gastropoda; Neomphalida; Peltospiridae. The record is from RefSeq and is a predicted model, not a curated record. Bases 75 to 485 code for a protein of 136 amino acids. The transcript is spliced from 2 exons.